Molecule: messenger RNA, 654 nt
Organism: Suillus discolor
Lineage: Eukaryota; Fungi; Basidiomycota; Agaricomycetes; Boletales; Suillaceae
Exons: 5
Coding region: 1-654 (217 amino acids)
Source: RefSeq, a predicted model, not a curated record
AUGCUCAUUACUGAUGAGAUUCUCCUGCCAAAGCCCAAGAACACGCUGGCGCCUGAGUUCAAGCUUGCAGUACGCCCAUCCAAGAAUACCCAUCCUUCCUCACCAUACCCGAAGAGAGUCUCUCUCGAGCGUUCUCGUUCUCGUUCUCGGACACCCAUUCCCUCGGAUUCAUCAGGCUCCUUCGAUUCGCUAUCAGACAGUGACUCGUCAACUUUGGCUGCAAGUUUAUCAGAAGACUCGAAGAUUCCAAAGCCUGCUGGUGAGCCCAGUCGUCCUGGGCGUGGAGGAUACACGCUCCGCGAGGCUUUGGAUUGGAGUCCAAAGGCAUACACCAAGUUUAAGAAUUCUAUGCACCACCUCAUCGAAGAGCACCUCGAUACGACGAAGUGUGCCUCGAUACGACGAAGUGUGCCUCGAUACGACGAAGUGUGCCUCGAUACGACGAAGUGUGCCUCCUCCCAAAGUCCUAUCCUUCUGAAGACUGUCUGCGACAAAGCUGUCGAUGCUUUCCCCGACCUAGAAAAUUAUAGCGAAUUCUGGCCAGUUAACGAUAUGAUCAUGAUGCGCCUGAAAUAUACAUCAGGUCGUGCUAGGCAGAAAGAAGCAGGGAUGGUUACGGGAAAGAGUAAGAAACAUACUCCCAAGAAAAGUUGA